CAACGACCUGUUGCUGCUGCUGCCGCCGGAGCUGCCGGAGCCGCCUCGGCAUCAUGUCGUCUAUUUCCAGGGGGACGUGCAGAACUAUCGUGACGUUAUGGCCUGCCAUCCAGAAAACUUUCAAUGGGAGUGCUGGAGUUUAGAAAACAUUGCUACUAUACUCGCUCGCCGAUUCCCUAAUAGUUAUGUUUGGGUUGUAAAAUGUUCCCGGAUGCAUCUGCACAAAUUCAGCUGCUAUGAUAAUUUUGUGGCAAGCAAUUUGUUUGGAGCACCAGAACACAGCGGUGACUUUGGAGCUUUCACACACCUUCAUGCGUUGCUAGUUAAUGCAUUCAGUAUCACCCAGAACAUUUUGCUGUCCCAAAAGAGUAUGUAUAGUUUCAACACGGAUGAAACAAUAGCUGUUUGUAAGUCAAAAUCUGUUCCUACUACAAAUGGCUGUCCAGCAUCAGAGACAGAGAGAAAUUGGGAACAUUCUGAUAAUUCUGCUAUGAGUUUUGGUACACCAUCUGCUAUAGGUGAAACAUCAUUUACUUUGAUUGGCUUCAGUAAAGGUUGUGUGGUUUUGAACCAGCUGCUUUAUGAGUUAAAAGAAGCUAAAAAGGACAAGAACACAGAUGCCUUUAUAAAAAAUAUAAGAGCAUUUUACUGGCUGGAUGGUGGUCACUCUGGAGGAAGCAAUACUUGGGUUACUGACCCUGAAGUGUUGAAAGAAUUUGCAGAGACAGGGAUUGCAGUUCGCUCAUGUUACACCUUACCAAGUGUUUGAUACAAUGAGGUCAUGGAUUGGGAAGGAGCACAAGAAAUUUUUGCAGAUUCUUGAAGAAUUUGGUGUGCAAGUAAAUAAACUGC
Molecule: messenger RNA, 852 nt
Organism: Chelonoidis abingdonii (Abingdon island giant tortoise)
Lineage: Eukaryota; Metazoa; Chordata; Testudines; Testudinidae
Gene: C10H2orf69
Product: chromosome 10 C2orf69 homolog
Cellular component (GO): mitochondrion
Source: RefSeq, a predicted model, not a curated record